AUGUUCCCCUAUGUUUACUUUAUGGUUCGAGAUUUUGGUGUUGCGAAGGAAAAGGCAGACAUUGCAACCUACUCAGGUUACCUAUCGGGAUCUUUUGCCUUCUUCCAAUUUCUUUGCAGUGUGCAAUGGGGGUAUGCUAGUGAUCGAUUUGGCCGGAAACCAAUUUUGCUCAUUGGUCUUAUGGGCACGGCAUUAUCGAUGCUUCUAUUUGGGUUCUCUCGAAGCUUUGGUGAAGCUCUCUUUGCUAGAUCCUUAAUGGGUAUACUCAAUGGCAAUGUCGCAGUCCUUAGAACUACUGUUGGUGAAGUUGCUACAGAAAAACGACACCAGGCCACAGCCUUUUCGAUUAUUCCCUUAUUAUGGAACUUUGGUAGUAUUUUGGGACCUAUGUUAGGGGGUUCAAAGUAUCUCACGCGUCCUAAAGGUCUGGAAGUCGACUUCAAGGGUCCCGACUGGUACGAAAACUUCAUCACCAAAUAUCCUUAUGCUUUAUCUAACAUUUUAGUCGCUUCUUUGAUCAUGUUUAGUUGGUUGGUUGCCUUUCUCUUCCUCGAAGAGACUCUACCUAAGGCCAGAAAUCGUCGAGACAUUGGUUUAGAAAUUGGCAACUGGAUACUUGCCAAGUUAGGUUAUAAUGCUUCAAAGUCCAAAGACGAAGAGGCUGAAACGGAGGUUUUGAUUCCAGAUGGAGCUUCGACAACUGAUCAGCUGUCUUUCAACAGCGAAUACUCACUGAUUUUGAACCCCCGGGCAAACUACGCGUCAAUUGUGGGGGACGAUGAAGCAUUGAUAGAUGAUGAUGCUAGCAUUGAAAGUAUGGGACCAUUCAGCCGUCGCAUGUCUGAGGCACUUCUACGCCGUUACUCAAGCGAAAACCUUACGAUGUCGCGGAUGACUACACGUGAAGGUCGCAGAACCCUUUGGCAUGAGUUCAAGGAAGCUUUCACUCCAGCCGUCUCGCAAACGUUGACAGCCAACUUUUUGUUGUCCUUUCACACCAUUGUGUUUUCGGAAUUUUUGCCUGUGUUUCUCGCUGGCACUGCCAUGCCUGAGAAACUCAAGUUUCCCUGGAAGAUCGUGGGUGGUUUUGGUUAUGAUUCUAGCUCCAUUGGGACAUUACUUUCUACGACCGGACUCAUUGGCAGUCUCAAUAUCAUGAUAAUGUUCCCCUGGCUAGAUCGUAAGUUUUCAACUACGACGAAUUUUGCCGCUGCCUCCCUGGUGUUUCCCAUUAUCUAUGUGACCCUUCCAUUCUUAGUUUUUACGCUUCCAGGAUAUUCCACGUUGUUUCCCGAAGGAUUCACGCAAGUGGCAAUCUACGUUUUAUGUUUUGUUAAUGCCAUCGCGGUGUCACUUGGAUUCCCGAAUAUGUUAAUGUUGGUUCAUAGGUCUUCCCCCCCUCGCAAUCGUGCAUUCAUUAACGGAUUGGCUUUGAGUUUUUCUUCUCUCGCUCGGUGCGUUGGUCCAUUAGUUUGGGGUCACAUCAUGGCAUUCUCAGACAGAAUUGAGUUAGGUGGGUUGUCGUGGUACAUUCUUGCCGCGUUGUCGAUAGCCGUUGCAAUUCAGGCAUUCUGCAUGACUGACUACGAGGAUACUACAUAA
This is a messenger RNA of Diutina rugosa, 1602 nucleotides long. RefSeq lists its product as uncharacterized. The record is from RefSeq and is a predicted model, not a curated record. Gene Ontology annotation, biological process: transmembrane transport. The coding region runs from base 1 to 1602 and encodes 533 amino acids. The transcript has a single exon. NCBI's taxonomy places the organism in Eukaryota, Fungi, Ascomycota, Pichiomycetes, Serinales, Debaryomycetaceae. Gene Ontology annotation, molecular function: transmembrane transporter activity.